ACAGAUUGGUCAUGCACAGGGCAGGCUUGGAUCCUUGCCUUGCGGACCUCAAAACCUCCUUUUGUAAGCAAGAAGAUUUGAGGAAACCGAAAAGAAAUUGUAUGCUGAUUUGUCCAAUUCCGGCUUUCCCCGUGAAAUUUUUUUUUGACAUGUCUAUCCCGAUGGAAUAUGGUUCCAUUUACAGAGAUUGUCAAACUAUGGAUGAUCUGGAGAAACAGCUGAUUUGCCCAAUUUGCUUGGAAAUGUUUACCAAGCCUGUGGUGAUCCUGCCCUGCCAGCAUAACUUGUGUCGAAAAUGUGCCAACGAUAUCUUUCAGUCUCGUGGCACUGCCUUGGGCUCGGGGGGCCGUUUCCGAUGUCCAUCCUGCCGGCAAGAAGUUGUCCUGGACAGACAUGGAGUUUAUGGAUUGCAAAGAAACUUAUUAGUGGAAAAUAUUAUUGACAUUUACAAACAAGAAUCUUCAAGGCCUAAUGCAAAAGCGGAACAGCCUAUAUGUGAGGAGCAUGACGAGGAGAGGAUCAAUAUUUACUGCGUGUCGUGUGAGGUUCCUACCUGCUCUCUGUGCAAGGUAUUCGGUGGACACAAGAACUGUGAAGUGGCCCCUUUGGCAACAGUGUACAAACAGCAGAAGAAAGACCUUAGUGAUGAGGUUGGUACCCUCGUAGCGGCGAAUGCCAAAUUGCAAGGUUUUAUUAAUCAGCUGGGGGAGACCACCAGAAAUGUUGAGCACAACUGUAGGAGUCAAAAGCAGAUGUUGUGUGAAAAGUUUGACUCCCUGUUUACUAUUUUGGAAACACGAAAACAAGAAAUGUUACAAAGAAUCACAGGCGAGCAAGAUGAAAAGACCUCUUACUGCAAGUCUUUGAUGAGAACUUAUGGAGAACAUGUACACGCCAUGUCUAAACUUGUGGAAACAGCACUGCAAUCAAUGGAGGAACCGCAAAUGGCAGUAUUUCUGCAGAAUGCAAAGUCUAUGACUACAAAACUUUCAGAGGCAACGAGAGCAUCAGAGUUUGAAGAGUUAGAGCCUGAUUAUGAAACUAUGGAUCAUUACACCGCGGACUUUGAAAAAGAAGUGAAAAUCCUACAGGAAACUGACUUUAUCAAAGCUGAAGAGGAAACUGAAGAAGGAGCUGAAGAAGAUGAGGAAUGCACAGCAGAAGGAAUGGAAGAUUGUGCAGCUGAAUCUGAAUGUCUAAACAUUACAGCAGGAUUAACCAACGCUGAAUCAACAGGAUGUGUGCUUGGAGCCUCUGCAAUGGAAGAAUCUUGUGCUGAAUUAUCGGUGGAAAUCCCUGCAGCAGAAUCCAGCGCUGAAUUCUCAGGAGAUAACCCGACAUCAGAAGAAUCAAGUCCUGAAUUUUUAGAAGAUAGCCCUGCAGAAGAAUCUAAUGCUGGAUUAUCAGGACAGAGCCUUGCACCAGAAGAAUCUAAUGCUGAAUUAUCAGGACAUAGCCCUGCAUCAGAAGAAUCUAGUGCUGGAUUAUCAGGACAUAGCCGUGCAUCAGAAGAAUCUAGUGCCGGAUUAUCAGGACAUUGCCCUGCAUCAGAAGAAUCUAGUGCUGGAUUAUCAGGACAUAGCCCUGCAUCAGAAGAAUCUAGUGCUGGAUUAUCAGGACAUAGCCGUGCAUCAGAAGAAUCUGGUGCUGGAUUAUCAGGACAUAGCCCUGCAUCAGAAGAAUCUAGUGCUGGAUUAUCAGGACAUAGCCCUGCAUCAGAAGAAUCUGGUGCUGGAUUAUCAGGACAUAGCCCUGCAUCAGAAGAAUCUGGUGCUGGAUUAUCAGGACAUAGCCCUGCAUCAGAAGAAUCUAGUGCUGGAUUAUCAGGACAUAGCCCUGCAUCAGAAGAAUCUGGUGCUGGAUUAUCAGGACACAGCCCUGCAUCAGAAGAAUCUAGUGCUGGAUUAUCAGGAGAUAGCCCUGUAGAAGAACCUAGUGCUGAAUUAUCAGAGGAAAUCAUUGCAGUGAAAGAAUCCGGCAUUGAAUGGUCAGGGGAAAUCCCUGUGGUCGACGAACCCAACUCCGAAUUCUCUAUGGACAUCCCAGCAAUGGAAGAAUCCAAGAGUGACCUUUCAGGUACUGCAGAGGAAGUCUCUGCAACCAAACAAUCUAACGCUGCACAUCCAGGUGCUGUAGAUGGAGCUUCCCCAACAGAGGAAGUGAGUGCUUCCUCACUGGUGUUUGGAGAUCUCAGUGAGGUGUCUUCAGAUGCUGCAAAUGGGAAAUCAAGUGAUUCACCUCCAGCUGCUUUGGAUGAAGGAGCCCCAAUAAGAAUAGAUUUGUGUAUUAUAUCUCCAAACUCUGUGGAAAGAAUCCCUGCAAUAGAUAAUUCCAAGGCUGAACCUCCACAUGUUAUGAAUGGAAUUCUUGCAAUGGAAGAACCCAGCCCUGGGGGUGCUGAGGACUUGAUUGUUAUGGGAGAGGCUUCCAGUGCUGAAUUAUCAAGGGAAAUCCUUGCAACUUCAGGCGUUGCAGAUACAGUCUCCACCACAAAGGAAUCCAACCCUGAAUCUCUAGAAGGAGUUCUGUCAACAGCUACGGAAGCUGGUGUUGCUGCACAAGAAGCUGAGGCCAAAGUGGAUGAGAUUGUUGAGAAGGAUGAUGUUACAAUGAGUGGAGAGCACAAAGCUAAUGACUUAGACAAACAACAGUUGUUGGCUGAGGAAGAAACUAAACUGUACCCAAGUUGGUAUAAAUCUGGGUGCUGGGCUUUGGUGAAUGCCCCUUUGUUUGCCACAAGUACCAAAGAGGAUGCCAUCUCUCAAGAUGCAACUGGUCCAUCGUCAAUGACAGAGAAUAUUUCACAGCCUGAAUCUAUCUUGGCUCCAGUUGAUGCAGAGACAUCCUAUGCAGUGAACACAUCUGAUCAAGAGCCUGAAAUACCAUCACCUGUAGUCCAGAUAGAAAGUUCAAGCUCUACAGCAGAAACUUCUGGACAACAGACAGCAAGUCAUGAACCGAGCACACCUGAUCCAGCCCGCCAUUUAUUCUCCUUUUCCUGGCUGAAUGCUCUUACUAAGUAGAGUAGCACGAGAGUCCUUCAGUCAACAGUGUGCAAGGGGAAACAUUAAAAACAGUGACCAGCGUUUGGGAAUGUAGAUGUUGGUGAGGGAAGCAAGUGAUUAGUAACUUGCACGAAUAUUGCAGUGUGAGCUUUUAAUACAAGAGUUGGUCUGUGUCCUUUAAUACAAUCCAAUUUGAUCUAAAAAGAAGAGAUGAGCACUUACAUACAACUGUUCUACAUAAAUACAAGAAGAUGCUUUAGUUUGAAGAGCUCAACCUAAUGUGUUUAUUUACCAGAAUACUUCAUUAAAGGGUAACAUUUAGGAACAUUUUCUGCUUUGUUGAUUGUGCAAUUUAUAUUAGACUAUCGGUAUUUUAAGGGCUAUCUGCAGUGCUGGUAUAUUCAGGAGCAUAUGUGUUGUGUAAGAUCUAUAUUUUACUAUCAGUAGAAACUGGAACAAUUACUAAAAGAGCCAUUGUUAGCAGAAAGAAAAAUCAGAUUGAAAAUGGGUCAUCGAUGAGAGUUGCGGAUAUAGGAAUUGUUUUCCUGAAAGAUAGUUUAAGAUGUUUUUAUCUUUAUUUAAGAUGUAGUAUUGGAUUUUGUUCCAUUUUCAUCCACUGAAAAAAAUCUACUCUUCAAAUGAUGCAAUGAUGUGCAUAUUUUCUUUGAAUCGAUUUAGAACAAAAUGGCUGUUAACUACAAUCCUCUGUGGUUUACGUUAGAAUAAAUGAAUUCAUAUCCAUAUGA
Molecule: messenger RNA, 3751 nt
Organism: Callorhinchus milii (elephant shark)
Lineage: Eukaryota; Metazoa; Chordata; Chondrichthyes; Chimaeriformes; Callorhinchidae
Product: tripartite motif-containing protein 55
Exons: 10
Coding region: 12-3023 (1003 amino acids)
Molecular function (GO): zinc ion binding
Source: RefSeq, a predicted model, not a curated record